Molecule: messenger RNA, 1755 nt
Organism: Psilocybe cubensis
Lineage: Eukaryota; Fungi; Basidiomycota; Agaricomycetes; Agaricales; Agrocybaceae
Product: LEC14B-like protein
Exons: 9
Coding region: 1-1755 (584 amino acids)
Biological process (GO): proteasome-mediated ubiquitin-dependent protein catabolic process
Cellular component (GO): Cul4-RING E3 ubiquitin ligase complex
Molecular function (GO): protein binding
Source: RefSeq, a predicted model, not a curated record
AUGGCAGACCAAGAUGAUACUCGCGAAUCCUACAGAAGAGCUAAUCCUUCCCGCGGGGAGCCCGCUUCUCUUCAGGAUGUCUUGUCUGCUCUCUUCGCUCUGCAGCCCCAAAAUGCUUCUCACGUAUCUAUCGACGCCGGGGGAAACACACGUUUGAGAGUGUCUGAACUAACGCUACGAGACAUGGCACGACUACUAAGCUCAAGGCCAGUUACAACCGCUGAUCAACGAUCGGCCUCCGCACGCGCUCACCAUUCCAUGGUCGCCGACGACGACGAUGAUGAUGAUGAAUACAUCCCCAUUGACGAUGAUGACGACGACGAAGAUACAUAUAAUCGGCCAGCCAGAAGGCGAGGACGCCCGUUCUUUCCCCCAGUCACAGAACCAAAGAAAGAAGGUUUGGAAUUGUUGGCUAGUGGUGACUUUGGGAGGGUCGGGGUAAAGAGCCGCGGCAGGAGAAAUAGAGCCAAUAUUGCAAGAACUAUAUUAGGAAGGGGCUCUCAUCCAAUUCCUUUGUUCAAUCGAGAGGACAUUCUUAAUAAAUUCGUACCCAACACCAAUGGAACGACAGUUGCAAUUUAUGAUGCAAACAUGUAUACUGCACAGUUUUCAGAUGAUUUUAAACUUCAUAUCUUUGACAUGAGGGCUCCCCCACUCACACAUUCAACUCCUGGACCAUCCAGCCGAAGCAUGAGUGACAGUGGUCUCACCACUCGAAUGCCUUUGAGGAAGGUCAUCCAAGGCCACCCAGGUCGGUGGACCAUUACCGAUGCAAACCUUUCUCCAGAUAACGAACGGUGCAUAUUUUACUCCUCUACCUCACCUGAUGGAAACAAUUCACAAAUUCCUAUUCCGUUUGCUGACCACCCUAGUGGUAGGGGACAUUAUCAUUCUAGUUUCGGAAUAUGGAGUUGCAGGUUUUCAGCUGAUGGGAAUGAAAUCGUGGCUGGAGGAGAUGGAAAGCUAUUCGUUUAUGAUCUUUUGGCCAACAAAAGGACGGUCAAGAUACAGGCUCACGAAGAUGAUGUGAACAGUUGCUGCUGGGCAGAUACAGCAUCUGGCAACGUUCUUGUAAGUGCAUCUGAUGACACUUAUAUCAAAGUCUGGGAUCGUCGGUCAUUGGGCUCAUCUCGCAAACCAUCUGGUGUUCUCGUUGGACAUACUGAGGGAAUUACCUAUGUAUCGGCGAAAGGCGAUGGGAGAUAUAUUGUCUCCAAUGGCAAGGAUCAGGCUGCCCGUCUAUGGGACCUGAGAAAAAUGCGAUCUAGCGCCGAGUUUGACGAAAUACGACUCGAUCGCAGGUACUAUGGUAUUCCUGAAUUCGAUUACAGAUAUCCGUACUAUCCUGAACCGAAUUAUCCGGCCCAUCCUAAGGACUGUAGUGUUAUGACCUUCCGUGGUCACAGUGUACUACGGACGCUUAUUAGAUGUCACUUCAGUCCUGCAGAGUCUACUGGAUCUCAGUACAUCUAUUCUGGCUCAGCGAAUGGGCUAAUACAUGAACCGGUUAUCAUGAGCGCUGGAUGGGAGAACGCCCGGGGUGGUACUGUCAUCGCUCGGCACGAGUAUAAAGGGUUAUCAAAGAUGCCAGGGGCUUUGGAAGACUGGGUAGAAAAGAAUCGCCUAGAGACAGAAGAAACGGAAAAUAGACCUAGGAGAUCAGGCCGCCUCGCCCAGCAACGAGGUCUCAUGCCUGGAACUUUUCAUCAUGAUGAAGACGAGGAGGAAGACGAAGAUGAUUUCGAUUUUUUCUGA